AUGGCUGUAGCUGGAACGGAUUCUCGGUCGACCAUAUCCUGCAAUUUACAGAACUGUGCAAAUGGAAGUGGGAUUCGUCAGACCACAGAAUAUCCCAUGGGCAUAACGUUCUGUCAUGCAGAACAUUGCCUAUCAAGAGAUGGUCCGAAUAAGUUGACACCUUUAAAAGAGCCACUGCGUUUGUUCCAUUUUACCCGGCACCUCAGAGGCAUCAUUUUGCCCCUCAUGAUUGCUGUAUUGCUAUGCUUCAUUACUGCCACUAUGCCGGAUUUGCAACCCAUUGGAUCACACUCUCUGGACAAGGUAUAUCUCGGAGUUUUGCUAAUUCUCUCCACGAUUAUCGUAUGCAGCUUCUCCAUCAUAGUAGAAAGAAAAAGCAAGCAAGUGUUAGAAUCUCUAAGAGACCUCUAUCCUCAGUUUGCAGUAGUUCUACGAAAUGGCGAAAAAUGGCGAAUAAGAGCCAGAGACAUCGUGGUGGGCGAUAUUGUCGUGCUCAAACAAGGAGAUUAUGUUCCCGCUGAUAUCCGAAUUUCUGAAUCGACUGAUCUCGAAACUGAUGAUUCGAGAAUCAUCGGUACUUUGGAAUGGCGCCCGAAGAAUCCGUACAACGUGAAGCCAGACCCUUUGGAAACAGAGAACUUGGCCUUUUUUGGAACUUAUUGCAUGAGAGGUUAUGGUAGAGGUAUCUGCAUAGCGACUGGUGACGAAACGAUUUUGGGGCAAACUCUGGACCUGACUGUGGCCCUUGAAAAAAGAAAAACGGCUAUUUAUAACAGCAUAGAAGGUCUGGUUCAUUUUCUGGCUACCAUGACUGGAGGUCUUGGAAUUAUUCUCUUUAUUUGCAGCUAUCACGUUGGCUGGUUUUGGCUGGAUACCGCUCUCUAUUUGCUCAUUUUAGUCAUCGCCAACAUUCCUGAUUCAUUACUAUCUGGCACAACGGCGAGUCUGGCAAUAUCGGCGAAACGCAUGGCCUCUCACAACUGCCUCGUGAAAGAUCUGGAAACCGUGGAGAACUUGGGGGUGGUAACCGUCGUUUGCUGUGGGAAGAAAGACGUCAUCACUCAAAACGUGCAUACAGUUCAUUAUCUGUGGCUGGACUCGAAGAUCUUCCCCAUUAACUUACAUCACAAGGAAUCAGAAUUCAGUUGUAUUACGGCCUCUCCAGGGUGGGUGGACUUCGUUCGAGCGGCUUGCUUGUGUAAUUCUAACGAAGCGCAAACUUCCUUCACGAAACUCAACUCUAGCAAAGAAAGUUCUGGCAACUCCUUGGAGGAAGCUACAAUGGUAUUCCUGAAGAAGUGUGCUGUCGACGUCAGUCAUUAUAGAGAGAAUUACACGAAAGUAUUUGAACUGCCUUACAAUCCGAAUAGGAACAAAUUUCAUGUAACCGUCCAUGAGGAGGCAACAACAUGUGAAGAGCCAAAUGGCAAUUACAUCUUAAGUGUAAAAGGUGCACCAGACAUAGUGAUGUCUUUUUGUUCCAGCAUUUUGGUGGAUGGUGAAAUGAAGCCACUGGACAAAUUUUACUUGAAUGAUUUCAGUCAAACGGCCGAGAAUCUUUUAUCUAAAGGAGAAGUUGUCAUUGGUUUCUGUGAUAUCGAAGUACCUAAGAGCGAUUUUCCUACCUAUUUCAAGUUUGAAGCCACUACCAUCCCACUAAAAGGUUUGAGAUUUUUAGGAAUGAUAUCCUUUCAGGACCCCGUCCGUCCUUCGACUAUUGAAGCCAUCAGAAACUUCCGCAAUGCAGGAAUAAAGGUGAAUGAGAGAUACGGAGAUGGAUUAAAAAUCCAUUUGUGCUCUGUUAUCGAUAAAGUUUUCGUGAUGCUUUUGACUGGCGAUCAUCCAAUACUGGCAAAAUCUUUAGCUACACGAGUUGGAAUAAUUGGAGAAAGCAGCGAAACGAGAGAUGAACUAGCCGAACGACUGCAUAUAUCCGUGGAGGACGUGGAACCAGGAUCUGUACAAGCCGUUGUGAUCUGUGGCGACGAACUGAAUGCCUUGAAAGACGCUGAACUCUUCGAAUUACUGAUGGCCUACGAAGAAGUGGUAUUUGCCAGGAUAAUGCCGGAGCAGAAAUCACGCAUUGUGAAAGUUUGUCAAGCCAUGCAUCACUCCGUUGCCAUAACUGGAAGGAAAUUCGAAGACUGUGAGGCUUUAAAGCAAGCUGAUAUAGGUAUAGCGAUGGGGAAGAAUUCGUGUGAUUUAUGCAAUGAAAAUGCGAAUGUCAUCUUGCUAGACAAGAGCUUCUUGACUUCCGUCACAGCAGUAAAAGAAGGUAAUCUCUUGCCUUUCUUUACAAAUUUCGACACUGUACAAAUGGACAACCCUAGGUCGAUUGGUGUUCGACAACCUCCGCAAGUCCAUCGCUUAUGUAAUGACCUGCAAACUCUCUCUGAUUCUACCUUUCUUUCUGCUACUCACACUGCACAUUCCUCUGCCGAUGGGCGCCUCGCUCAUUCUACUCAUAUUUUUAGGAACAGACAUGACGUAUACCGCCCGAAAGGAUCUGGAGUACUGUUCCCAAACCGGAUUCUUCAUCACCGUGGUCAUCAUGCAACUGUUUACACUCAUUAUACAGAAAACAAGCAGAGAGUCACUGCUGCAACACGGAAUGAGGAACUAUGUGUUGAAUUUCAGCCUAUUUAUCUCUCUAAUUCUCGCACUGAUUGUUUGCUACGUACCAGAGCUAAAUCAUUUUCUUCUUACGUGUCCAUUAAAAAUGAUCAUUAUGUGCCUCUUCCAGCACUUGUGGAAAAAUUGGGAACUGAUCUCGAAAAGGGUUUAAACAGUACACAGGCACGAGCAGUUUUAGAAAAAGAUGGCCCGAAUGUGAUUAGCAUUCGUCGUGGAAGGACAUUCCGAGGAAUGCGCCGCAUGUUCGGACCUUUCACGGUUAUGUUGCUCUUCGGUGGUAUGCUGGCUUUUGCUGCAUACGGCCUGCAAGUAUACGAGCAUUAUAACUGGCAAGAGUUAGAUUACGUCUAUUCUGGCUUCAUUCUGUUCUUUAUAUCUUUUAUCAAUGCAAUAUGUUUUAUGUAUCAACACAAAUCGCAAACGAAAACUUUCGAAAAGUUCCAAAUCAUGUGGCCGAAGAAAGCUUGUGUGAUUCGCGAUGGUGAGCGCCAGUUGAUUCCUGUAUCUCAAGUGGUGAAAGGCGAUAUGGUUGAAAUCCAAGCUGGUGAGAGGUUACCCGCUGACAUAAGACUGGUGGUCGCCCACAGCAUGACAGUGGAUAACCGCUUUAUAACGAAUGACAGUACGCCGGUUCCGAGAAAUGUCCAUACCAAACAUAAGAAUAUUCUGCGUUCGGAGAAUAUGGCUUUUCUCAGCACGCAGUGCAUGGACGGAUUUGGCAGAGGCAUCGUGGUGGCCACAGGGGAUCGUACAGUCGUUGGAAAAAUUGCAAGACUGACUGUCAUUCUGGACAGCGAUAUCAAACCACCUCUUGCUUACGAAAUAAGGAUUUAUGAUAAAUAUGUUGCUGUUUUCGUAACUCUGGUCACUGCAGUAUUCUGUGUGUGGGUGACACUCGGCAAAUACAGCUUAUCAGAUCUUUUAAUUAAUGCCAUCACAACAAUUGCGAGUAACGUACCCGAAGGACUGAUACCAACUAUAGGAGUAAUAUUAACUGUUAUGGUGAAGAGACUUGGAAAAAAUCGAUGUCUCAUGAAAAACUUGAUGACCUUAGAUACCCUUGGUUUGACUUCAACAGUCAUCUUGCGAACCAAGUCUCUCACAACAAAAGAGAUGAUAGUGUCUCAUCUUUGGAUGGACGAUAAAAUAUAUACUGUCUCUGAAAACGAGGAUGACCCAGUCAAGGCGGAAUACCUGUCGGCCAAGUCCUUUUCCGAUUUUUCUAGAGGAGCCAUUUUGAGUAACUGUGCGGAAUCUCCCUAUAAAAAUCCGGAAAACACUUCCGUAAAGAGGCAAUGUGAAGAAGUGGAUAAUGCUAUUCUAGCAUUCAUGGAAAAAACUGUUGGAAAUGUGAUGGAAUACCGAAGAAAGAAUGAAAGAGUUCUUUCUUAUCCAUUCAACGCAAAAAGUAGUUACAGUGUAACAAUACAUAGAUUCACUUGCAACGAUGCACCGAGCGAAUACGUCGCCUUCAUAAAAGGCUCUCCCGAAAUUCUCUGGCAAAGAAGUUCGUCCCUUCUUCUGCGCGGCGGUUUUGUGGAGAUUGAUGAAAAUUUAAAGGAGAAGUUUUGGAGGGCUUUCAAAGAAUUUGGAAGACUUGCCGAGAUUGUUGUUGGUUUAUGUGACUAUGUAUUGCCGAAAGAAGAAUACGGAGAAAACGAAUCUUUUGCUUCUACCAGUAUCAGUCUUCCUGAUAGUGGUCUCCGCUUCCUCGGUAUGAUAUCUUUACUAGAUCCUCCGGAGCAAGACAGCAUCGAAACAAUCGUAAAACUGCGUCAGGCUGGAAUAAAAGUUGUGUUGGCAAGUGGAGCACAUGAUGCAGCAGCUAUCGGUAUUGCAAAAAAGUAUGGAUUUAUUGCCGACGAACCUGCUCUGAAAACCGUGGAAGAAAUAAAUAUUAUGACUCGAAGGUCAAUCAAUCCAGAGGAAUGCAAAUCAGUAAUAAUCACUAGAGAAAUACUUCACUCCCUGGAAGCCGAAGAUCUGGACAAGCUGCUGGGGAGUGACUCGGAAUUAGUUUUCACGAGGGUGACUUCUCAUCAGAAAUUCAUGAUAGUGGAUGCCUUGCAGAGGCGCGGGGAGACGGUCGCUCUCGUUGGAGAAGGAAUAAGUGAAGCUGCGUCCAUCAAGAAAGCGGAUAUAGGUAUAGCUCUGGCUAACUUUGGAAGGGAUACGGUAGUUGAAUCGGCUGACAUGGUACUUCUGGACAACAACUUGUCCGGUAUUUUGAAAGGCAUUGAAUUGGGUCGCCUCUCGUACACCAACAUCAAAAAGUCGCUGCUUUUAGCCAUGUCUGCCCAUGUUCCAGAGAUGCUCCCGUUCUUUCUGAAUAUCGUUGCUGAACUUCCGAUGCCACUGAUGGCAAAGGCAUUUCUUUGUCUCAACAUAGGCAUUGAUAUUUUUCCAGCAAUAUGUAUCGGUUUCGAGAAAGAAGAAGAUAACAUCAUGUUGAGAGAACCCAGACGUCGAAAAGACGACAGACUGUUCAGCUUCAGAAUCCUGUUCGUGUCCUACAUGCAGUAUGGUAUUUGGCAAACGAUGGCUGGUUACAUGAAUAAUUUCCUGAUCAUCGCCGAAGACGGCUUCACUCCGGACAUGGUGUUCGGAAUUAAAACGGUGUGGGACUCCAAAGCCAUCAACGAUUUGAAAGACCACUACAAUCAAGAAUGGACAUAUUAUCAUCGGAAGAAAUUGGAGUACUUGGGCCAGACCGCCUUCUUUAGCACAGUUGUUGUAAUGCAACUCUUCAAUGCAGUCAUGUGCAAAACUCUGAAGAAUUCUAUUUUCCAACAAGGCAUGCGGAACUGGUACUUAAAUUGCAGCCUCAUCUUCUCUCUCCUCAUAGCAGUUUCGGCCGUUUAUACACCCUAUUUCGACCACUUUUUUAGGAUGGUGGCUAUGCCUAUAAAGUUAUGGUUCGUUCCCGUCCCUUUCGCUUUGUGGCUCUUCGCUGUCGAAGAAGUCCGCAAGUGGUACAUGAGACGUCUUGGUCCUGGUUCUUGGCUGGAACAGAUCAGUGUGACAUGAAUGAAAUUACAUUUAUUUCCUUUAGAUUAUAUGCUUCAUCUUUCUAAAUGCAAAAGAAAAAAUGCAGUGAAUUUCAGACUACGUAUGGAAUUGAAUGAGCGAAAAUCGCAAAUUCACAA
Molecule: messenger RNA, 5780 nt
Organism: Argiope bruennichi
Lineage: Eukaryota; Metazoa; Arthropoda; Arachnida; Araneae; Araneidae
Product: sodium/potassium-transporting ATPase subunit alpha-2-like
Exons: 36
Coding region: 1-5661 (1886 amino acids)
Biological process (GO): intracellular sodium ion homeostasis; intracellular potassium ion homeostasis; potassium ion import across plasma membrane
Cellular component (GO): membrane
Molecular function (GO): P-type sodium:potassium-exchanging transporter activity; ATP hydrolysis activity; ATP binding
Source: RefSeq, a predicted model, not a curated record